Rhineura floridana is the source of this 5151-nucleotide messenger RNA. RefSeq lists its product as uncharacterized. The coding region runs from base 783 to 4577 and encodes 1264 amino acids. The record is from RefSeq and is a predicted model, not a curated record. Gene Ontology annotation, biological process: DNA recombination; DNA integration. Gene Ontology annotation, molecular function: DNA binding. NCBI's taxonomy places the organism in Eukaryota, Metazoa, Chordata, Lepidosauria, Squamata, Rhineuridae. The transcript has 2 exons.
UUUUCCAGAGCCGCUACUGCGGCUUUCGGCGAGUCCGUGCUGGGCAGCCCUUCUCCCAGUUCGCUUCCGACGGCCGCCAUUGCUCCUUCUUCCUCAGCCCCCUUUUGAUCGUUUUUUUCCCGCCCGUUUUUCUGGGCGCCAUUUUUUGAAAUUCAAAAUUCCCGCCUUUUUCGUUACCAUUUUUUAAGCAUCGGAUACCUCCCCUGCAGGCUAUCUAUCUGUAUGUUUGUGUAUAUGUGCUGCUGACAAAUUUACACAAGGCUGAUUUACACACAUUUUUACUGUGGCUGUAAUCAUAGUGGCUGAAUUGUAUUAUUAAGGCUGGAGCUCCAAUCCUAGUGGGCUGGAUUGUAUUAUCAAGGCUGGAGCUUUAAUCCUAGUGGCUGGAUUACAUUAUCAAGGCUGGAGUUUUAAUCCUAGUGGCUGGAUUACAUUAUCAAGGCUGGAGCUUUAAUCCUAGUGGCUGGAUUACAUUAUCAAGGCUGGAGCUUUAAUAUCAGUGGCUGACUUGUACUAAAUCUGAUUUACAUUACAUAUCCUGCCCCCUAUGGGGCUGUGAACAAGCCAAAAACCCAGCCUACAGCACUAAUCUGAGUGUACCAACUCUAAAACAGCCUAUAUUAUAUUAACGUUGAUACCUCUGUGCAUUCUGCCCCCUCUGUGGCAGUGCAUUCGCCAUCUGCCAGUGUAUCCUACCCCCUCCGUGGUAGUACGCUGUGCCAGUUCGGGUCUUUACAUCCUGCCCCCUCCGUGGCAGUGUACUGCACCCAGGUUCAUAUAAGAUGGCAGAACAGCCAGGCAUGUCACCAUCAACACACAUGGUGCCAGAUCAGCCAGACAUGCCACAAUCAGCCAAGCCACAACAUACUAACACGUCUAAGACCAGACAUGCCAAAGCACUGGCUAAGACAAAACAUCUUUCCAGCCAUAGUAAACCAAAGCGCCCUCGUUAUGUCUCUGUGCCAACAACCACCACAGCACAGACACACAUAAGUGAUAUUUUCCAUUCUCCUGCUCCUGCCUCUGACGAGGAAGAGUUUGUUGGCUUUCCCCCUCACGGUUCGCCUAACGAACCUACCUCUGGCUUACCGCCUCAGACAUCUGUUCCAAUAGCCCACCAGGCACAUACAUCUCACACAUCUGGUCUGCAGCUGUCUCCUGAUUUCCUCUCCCAACUCCAAGCCAUGCUGGCUUAUUUCACACAAAUGCAGUCACUACCACAGGUUCCUGCCAGACCCCCACUCAACAUGGACCAACGCGCGUUCCAUGCUGCUCAUCCUUCCUGCUCGCCAGAUCCCUUCGAUUUAGCCAGAGGCAGAUGUACGGACGAAGCCUCGUAUGUGGAGGAGUUAACUUUCACUGACCAUGUUGAAGGAGACGACUGGAGCGACUAUUCAGAUCAUGAGGAGGAUACAUCGUAUCGCUUGUUCAAUACCUCAGAUUACCAACCGCUCGCACGUAGGGUACUUCAUACCCUUGGUCUCCAGACUGCGCCCUCAACUUCGUCCGCUCCAACUCUCAAAGGGGCCAAGGUCCUCAAAUCCCCUGCACCUACUGAACACUACAUCCCGGUGCCGGACCCAAUUGCCAAAUUAGCUUCCGAAGAAUGGGCCCACCCGCUCAAAGCUCGACGCUUCAAGAACAUGGCUGACAGACUUUACGCCCUAGCCCCAGACUUCGCCACCAAGUUAGAUGUCCCUGGCAUAGAUGAACCGAUCGCUCGCCUCGUUUCACGAUCUAUCUUGCCCAGGGAAGGGGAAUCCCACCUAAAAGAUACUACUGAACGUCGAAUAGACUUCGCCCUCCGCAAGAACCACGAGGCCACUGCCCUAGCCAUGCGUGCCUCUGCCUCAGCCUCCAUCUUCUCCAGAGCAUCUAUGAUGUGGCUGGAUGACCUUCUAGAGGACGAUAACCCUGAUCCUGUCACCCUCAGAAGAGCACUAUUGAAGUUACGUAAGACAGCAGCCUUUGUGGCCGAUGCCACUUUGGAUGCCACCCAAUUAGGGGCACGAGCCAUGACGACUCAAAUAGUCGCUCGUCGCACCCUCUGGCUUCGCCACUGGCAAGCUGAUUCAGCGGCUAGAUUGAACCUGUCCAAGGCUCCUUACUCCGGAUCUCUACUCUUCGGUGAGGAAGCUCUAAAGGCAGUUCUGGUUGAUCCAAAAGACGCCCACAAACCGGUUCUAGCCACAAUCAAGAACAUCGAGCACAGGCCCCUCAGGCGAUUUCCCUCCUUUCGUUCUAACCAGCCCUUUCGAGGAACGCGACCAGGAGGACGAGGCCGCGAUUUCAGACCCUAUGAUUCCAACGCAUUCAGGGGCUCCUGGAACCGACGCCCCCAGGGCAGAGACCUACGGCUGGCUGGUCAACUUCGACAAAAGCCAUCUCCAACCAACCCAACGCCUACUACAUCUUGGGGCAAUGUUGGACACCCUGCAGGCAAUGGUCUUCCUGUCUCCAGAUCGCAUCACUGCCAUCACAAGCAUCGCAAGGUCCCUGAUGCAACAAACAUCCGCAGACGUCAUGCUUCUCGCCAGAGCGCUCGGGAUGUUUAUCUCCACAAUCCACAUUGUACCCUGGGCUCGAGCUCACACUCGGCCCCUUCAGUGGACUCUGUUGCCUUUUCAAUAAGACAUUGCCAGCUCCAACCAUCGCAAAGUUCGUUUGAGCCCCGCUCUGCGCCUCUCCUUCCGCUGGUGGACCAAGGUUCAACACCUCUCCAAGGGCACGUCGUUCAGAGAACCCCGCAGAACCGUCGUGACCACAGACGCCAGCCUCAUAGGUUGGGGAGCCCACUGCAACUCCCAGUAUGUUCAGGGGGUUUGGCCCAACGCAGAGCGAGCUCGAAGCAUCAACUGGCUGGAACUAAAGGCUGUCCACUUGGCUCUAUGUCAUUUUCAGUCUCUGUUCCCUUUGCAUCAUGUGCUCAUUCGAACAGACAACACGUGUGUAAAAUCACAUUUGAACAGACAAGGGGGCACCAGGUCUCGUCCUCUGCAGGACUUAGCCUCCCUCAUCUUUGUCUGGGCAGAACAACAUCUACAAUCCCUGAAAGCAGAGCACCUCAAAGGGAUUUGGAAUGUGACAGCAGACUGGCUCAGCAGACAACAGGUCUUCCCGGGAGAAUGGAAACUUCAUCCAGCCAUUUUCCAUCGUCUCCAGUGUCGGUUCGGCGCCCUCUCAGUCGACCUGUUUGCUUCCAGUCACAAUUGCCAGCUUCCCAGGUACUUUGCCCGAUACCUGGACUCAACAGCAGAAGCAGUGGAUGCUCUGACAACACCGUGGCCAGACGGUCUAUUGUACGCCUUUCCUCCCAUACCAUUGUUAGCCAAAACCUUGAGGAAGGCGCGAACCGAAAGGGCACAGUUGGUUCUGAUAGCACCAUUUUGGCCACGCCGUCCGUGGUUCUCACUUCUGGCAAUGUCAAUGAUGGACCCUUGGACACUUCCAGUAACGCCAGACCUCUUAUCCCAGGGUCCAGUACUGCACCAGGACCCUACUUGGCUCAAUCUAACAGCGUGGUGUUUGAACGGAGACACUUGAGGUCAGCUGGACUGUCUGACGCUGUGAUUGAUAUUAUUUUGGCCUCGAGAAGACCAUCUACCACUCGCAUUUAUCAACAUACCUGGGUGGCUUUCUCCAAGUGGUGUCAGUCCCACCACCACGAUCCAUCCCAGGCCAAUGUGCACCAGGUGCUCCAAUUUCUCCAUAGUGGCUUUAUGAUGGGACUUCGACCCAACACUCUACGUCGACAUGCGUCUACUCUGUCAUCCAUUCUCUCAGUGUCCUCUCCUGGAGAUCAUAUUUCCUCACAUCCGUUCAUCAAACGUUUUUUGAGGGGAGUCGCCCUACGCUCUCCGGCUGUUGUCCAUCGGUUCCCCUCAUGGAGUUUGCCGAAAGUUCUGCAGGCUUUGCAACGCCCUCCGUUUGAACCCAUCAGAACUGUGCCCCUACGUAUUCUGUCCUUCAAGGUCCUGUUUCUGAUUGCAAUCACAUCUGCCAGACGCGUUUCGGAGUUGGGCGCAUUGUCUUCCGCUAGACACCUCUGCGUCUUCCAUAAGGACUCUGUUGUGCUGAAGACUGACCCUUCCUUUCGUCCCAAGGUCGAUUCAGUUUUUCAUUGCAACCAGGACAUUGUUUUGCCUUCCUUUUGCCCGAAUCCUACCCAUCCUCUCGAGAAGGCUUGGCAUUCGUUGGAUGUCCGGAGGGCUCUCAAGACCUACCUGUCUAGGACCCAAGAGAUUCGACGAACGGAGUCUCUGUUUGUAUCCUUUCAUCCAGGGUCUAUGGGGCAUAAAGUAUCCAAUCCUACCUUAUCCCGUUGGUUAAGGGCAUGCAUUACCUUAGCAUAUGAGUCCCUGAAGCUGCCAGUUCCUGCUAGUAUAACAGCUCAUUCUACUAGGUCAGCUGCCACUUCGGCUGCUUUUGCUACUAAUGCUCCUGUUGCCGAUAUUUGUAGGGCCGCAGUCUGGUCUUCCCCACACUCGUUUAUAAGACAUUAUAAAAUUGAUCGUUAUGCCUCUGCUGAUGCUUCUUUUGGCAGACGAGUGUUGCAACAGGUUCUUAAUGAGGAUUAACAUGUGGGUGGUCCCUCCCUAUAUGGGUUGCUUUGGUACAUCCCACAGUGAUGGCCCACUUCCUAUGGAAAAUGUACCAUUGGUCUCACCUGAAAGGUGAUUUUCAUAGGAAGGGGCCAUCACGACCCUCCCAGUUGGAGGAUGACUAGUGAUUUUAUCAAUGGGUUAUAUGUUAUUGUUUCCAUAUUAUAUUUAAAUGUAAGAGUGAAGUCAAGACUUUUAGUUCUGUUAUGUUAUGUAGUUAGGUUAGAGUCAUGUUGUUAUGCAUGUGACUAUUAUGUUAUUUUCCUGGCGGGCCUGUUGGCCUUGUUCUUGUAUUUUUAGAUAUCUCUUUUAGACUCGCUACGAAUGAACUGGAGAGUGGGAGGGGCAUGACGUCCCUAGUCUUGACUUCAAAAACAUUCUUGCCUUCGCACGAUAGGUGGAACUGUUACCCACAGUGAUGGCCCCUUCCUAUGAAAAUCACCUUUCAGGUGAGACCAAUGGUACAAUCCCUCCUCCUUCCAUCUUAAGUGGAUAUGGCUUUACCAGGGCUCAGUAUAGAAGUGGGGCUGUUUCACUCAUGUCCUUCUUA